This is a messenger RNA of Zootermopsis nevadensis, 3701 nucleotides long. NCBI's taxonomy places the organism in Eukaryota, Metazoa, Arthropoda, Insecta, Blattodea, Termopsidae. The record is from RefSeq and is a predicted model, not a curated record.
CGACCACUCACCAUGAAGAAGGAGGGAAUCCAAACCCGGAACCGGAAGCUUUCCUCGAAAUCCAAAAAGAAGAAGGGUGGUGUUCCGGGCUCGUGUCUGUCUUUAGGGGGGGUCAUGUCUGACAUGAUCAAGCCCCUAGAUCCCACCGGAAAGUCCGGGGGGUUUGGUGCCGGAACGGGAGGUUUUGGCUCCCCGAUGGCAGGCGGCGCCAAUGUGCACCCCCACCUGCAUCCACACCACGCCGCCAUGUCGCACUACAUGUAUCACAACACUCAUCACCAAGGGUUCAUGAACCCGGGUCCCCCGGGACCUGUGCCCCCACCGGGACCGCCCCCUCAUCCCGGCAUGCAUCACCACCACAUGACUUCGUUAUCUGCCCUCGGGUCGGGCGGAUUGGGACUUGCAGCGACGUCAAACGGAAUGACGAGCUGGAGGUCAGAAUACACGUGAUAGCUCUCCUGCAACCCAGCCGCCAUCUUAUCUUCAGCGACACUCACAUUUUUGUGGUGGCAGACAGGUUGUUCUGGACAGUGUUCAUGAAGCAGUAACACAUUUCCUGUUCGAACUUACAGGAAAUCGAACCAGUACAAAAAUACAAAGUGUGUGUGCGUGAGUGUUGUAAAUAAUUAGCCCAGCAAAGAGUGCAGAUCUAGUUUUACAGAUACUUCACACUGAGCUAUACGAAUGGCAAAGAUUUUUUUUCUUUUUUGAAUUUCUUCUACCUUCUAGAAGCCAUUUUGCUCCAUUCAGUGACGCAGAUUUCGUAUAAUUUUUACUGAUUAUUAAAAUAUUGUUGAAAAUUCGAAUGGUCUUGUCUGAAUGUGUAUAAUUUCAACAAGUAAAUCAUACAGAAAUUUGAAUGCUAUGACUGGGUUCUGUCAUUUACUUAAGUAUCUGGAUUCAUGUAUACAGUGAAAACGUUCUUCUUAGGCUAGUUUUACAUUAUAGUAAUAUCAUUGUACUUUCUGUUGCUGCAAAGUAAAAUUUGAAGUGUUCCUAGUAAUUUAGGAGUAACAGCGAAAUUAUCUUACUCUGUUACGAUAAAUACUUAAUUAUAGUUACGUUGCCUUUCCUAUAUGAGUCAUGUCAAGAUAUAAAUAUUUAAAAUUAUGUACACGUCAUAGCAUCAGUAUUUCAAAAUAGUCAAAUAACCAGCAUUUAUUUAUGGUGUACAGAACAGCCAACAGUUUAAAUUACUUUGAUGAAAUUCAGACGAGCAGGCUAAAGAUAGCAUGCGAAAUAUACUUAGGUGUAAUCUUAUACUUGCCAUAUCAGUGCUGGGUGUUCGUGUGUCAUAUAUUUGCCCAUUUCAAAAUUACUCUACAUCAAGUUAGUUCUUGAAUUCCUUUUUGCAUGAUGAUUCUUCAAAUUCUGUUGUCACCAACUGUUUAUAUGCUGUAGUAAUAUGGCCGAAUCAAAAUUUUAAAGACUUGAUGUUAUCUCAAUGUCUGAGUUAAUUUUAGUUUUAGUCCUGUUGAAUGAAUAGGAUCAACGAUUAAUGUGGCUUAUCCCCAAAAAGCUCAUGUUACGUGCCGAACGCCGGCUGCAAAUACCUGAAGACAAGAACUGCCACGUAUUUGUGUUCAUAUUCUACUAAAAUUAUACAUUAAAAUUAAAAUGUUGAAGCUUUUCGUUGCGUAUCGUCUUGGAAGGUGCCUAAAGAUCCUGCUGUAACAUGGUUAUGAUUGAUUUAUGCUAUUCAAUUUGGUAAUAUCAGUGGGAAAUUUUGAGUUUAAUUAAACAACCUAUUGUGCAUCAUUCAUAUACCGAAGCAGACAAAUUGUAGUCAAGGUAGGAAAUAACAUGUAAUGUAACUCGUUACAUUUAUUCCUCACAACACCUAAUACAUUUUCAGUAAGCCUGCUGCUUGUUGAAGUAUUCCGUGAAACUGAUCUGCUCACUUCAGAGAGGCUUCAAAUACACGUAGACUAUGAUCAUGAAGCCAUUCUACGAAUUAAUGGGGAUCGGCUACUAUCUUCAUGUUAAAUAAAGUUUGGUUAUGUAGGCUACAGUCUUUUUAAAGAUUAGCCUAAAUAGAUUAAAGAACAUGAUCAGUAUUCAGAGUAAAGCACAAUUUUGCAAGUGCCCGCAGAGAUCAAAUUGUACUGAUGCUGCACAGAUAAACUGGAUAAUCUGUAAUCAUAUUUACGUAAGAGCAGACAAUGACGAAUGUGCUGUGUUCUAACUGCAUCUUGAAACGCUGAUCAUGAUCUUUAAAUUUUCAACCCUUGAAUACAUAUUUCUUGUAUUUGUGUACACUGGACUUCAUUGGCUUAAUGGAUAACAAAGUUUGCAGUAUUAUAUGCUAAAAGUUUUAAUAUAAAAUUAUUUUGUUAUUGAUUUCUCCUCAAUUUUUUAAUCACGUGCACCUUCCACAAUGUUAGACUCUUAAACAACAAAUUAUGUUUCAAAGAAUUUUUUUCAUUUGAAGCCAUUGUUCACUGACAGAAAUUUUACGGUAGUGAAGAUUGAAUUCUACACACAACUAAUUAUUAUAAACGUUUCUUGUGAUUAAUGUGUCAUAAAAGUAAAUACAUUUUUUUUGUAAUGAAAUAUGCUGCAGUGAAGGAUUUCAAUGAACAGAAAAUAAGGAGAAAUUGAUUAUAUUGUGAACUUGUAAUGUGAUCCCCACAAAUAUGUAGUCGAACAAAGCUCGCCCACAAACUAUGUAAGAGACACUGGAUGUUACCACUAGCGGUGAACUUAUUAAAUACGCAGUUUAUAAUAAGAACGUCUUUAGUGUUGUGUAUUUGCCGCCAGUGGCAGCACCAAUGCCCUACCACGUAGCAGCAAAUUAAUUUUGCACAUUGUUAGGCCUUGUUCUUCAGGAGGCCAUGACUGAGUGGCUGUUGAUAAUUUUUUAAAUUAAAUUAAAAUUAUUGUUGUACUUUUAAAAAUAAUGCAAGUGUGGUAAUUAUUACUGGUAUUGAAUGGCAGACACAAAUUUCAAGAGAACAUCGCUGAAGGGAUAUAAUCAGAGAAUAUCAAAGCGCUCACAAUCUUCAUGAUAUGUUUACUGUGGGACAGAAUUGACAAAAAACUUGAUUAAAAACAAUACAAGAUUUCUGUUAUAAAGUAGACGUUAUUGAGUUAUUGAGAAAUGUAAUAUUUGAUAUUGACGUUGGUCAUAGAAACUAAUCAAUAGAUUUCGAAGAUGACAGUUUCCACUGCUUCCAUCAUGAAGAAACAAGAGAUGCUGAAAGCCAUUUUCCUCUUUGAAAGUUACGUGGACUGCCAUAAUGUUUCCAAUAUUACGCAUAUUAUUAGAAUAUUCAUGCCAGCAUUAUGGGGCCAUGAUAAAUGAAUAUUUUCUUGAGGAAUCUCUGAUUGCAUCCCUUUUGAUAUGCACCUUACACUUUAAAUAUUUGAAGGUAAUUUCUCCUCAUUACACAAUAUAUAAAGAAGAAGUUUUUCUAAAUGUUUUUAGUCCUUCCAACAAUUUUUAGGUCACCAACUUGUAAACUAUUUUAUGAACGAAAGUAAAAGUGGUUUUUGUGGCCAAAAUCUCUGAAAAAAAUUCAAUGUUGUGUUGUUAAAACAUGAACAACUUUUUUUAGUGUGGAACAGUGUGCAUAAGAUUUAUCUUAAAAUAAUAUUGUAUCUAAAAGGUCCCCAAGUCUGUGUAGUCACACUCAGCCUGUAAAUUAAUAUUAUAAUAAUAUGUUUAUGUAAAAUUGCAUAAAUCGAGAUGAAAAACAGGA